UUGACUUGUGAGGAAUACAAUAAUGUCAUUUCCACCUAUCACAAAGACUUGGAAGGUUUUAUUGGAACACAAUUUUAUUUCAUCUUCUGUUCAAAUCAAUGUAAAUUUCUAUUAUUCAUUUGAGAUUGGUAGAAAACAAGAAAUGACGAUGAUGUAUUUUUCGUUAAUUUGAGUAAGAAUAUAACUAACUACCAUCAUCCAUACUGAAUGUUAACAUAUUAUAGAUCAGUGUUUCUCAACCUUUCUCUCUUUGUGGACAGGUAAAAUUAUGGGUAAUUUUACAUGGACCAGUAAUUAAUGUGACUAUGAAUUAUCCUUAUUUAUUAUACUGUAUGUGCUUAUCUCUUAUCUAGAAUUACUGUAUAUAAAAAAAAAAUAUGUAUAGUAGUAACUCUAGAUUACUGUUUAAAUGUCACUUGUAAUCAACUGUGCCAGUGUCAAUAUGGCCAAAUAUGUUGCUGCAAGCCAGUGAACUUUUUCACGGACUGAUGGUUGAAAAACACUGAUAUAGAUGAUAAUAUUUAUUAUUCGUUAUUUGUUAAUUUUAUCAUAUUCCAUAUGUAUAAAUGAUUUUAUUACAAAAAUUCAGAAGGCAGAUAUUGCAGCAGCUGACUUAUCUUGGAGUCCAGAAAGAGCAGAAGUUGUUGAAUUUACUUUUCCUAUUUUUCCUGAAUAUGUCACAUUUGCAUAUAAAGCACCAAAAUCAUUAAGUCGAGCUUGGAUAUUAUUUGAAACAUAUUCUUAUCAAGUUUGGAUUUUCAUAAUAGUUACCAGUUUUAUUAUUGCUGGUACAAUAUUUAUUUCAUUAUUCAUCAAUCAGAAAAUAAGAAAUGAAGAUAAUUUGUGUAUUUCAAACCUUGCUGGCCAUGCUCUUAAUUAUGCAUUUAGAACAUUAGUUGGAAAAAGUUGCAAUACAUUGCCUAAUUUUGAAUCUGUUCGAUUGAUUAUUGGAAUCUGGUGGUUGGCUGUGGUCAUUUUCACUGCAGUUUACAGUGGAAAUUUAACUUCUUCAUUAAGUGCUUAUAAAACAGAGCUACCAAUUGAUGAUUUGUUUCAAGUAGCAAAAAAAUAUCCUCAUUUUAAGUUUGGUGUAAAGGAAGGAUCUUACUUAUCUUUUACGAACUCCAGUUUGUUUAAUGGUAUAGGUGAUAGUUCACUUGAAAUAAUCCCAGCCAAUGCCACUCCAGAUAAUGUUAUUGAGUUGGUUCGUCAAUCAUCAAUUGUCUGGAUAGCAGAAAAGGCAGUUUUGGAAAGAAAAAUGAGACAGAAAUCUAGAGAAGAAAAUAUCUGUGAUAUUUAUGUUAGUAAAGAUUACAUUCAGAGAUCAGAUUGGGCUUUAGCACUCCAAAAAAAUAGUGUGUUUUUUGAACAGUUCAAUCAUAGGAUAAUACAAAUGCAUCAAUUUGGAUUAAUAAAAUGGCUUACUGAACAAUAUUGGGAUAAUUCUAAUACUACUUGUCUGCCUACAGAUGGAAUAAACAAGAGAGAAGAACAUAUUGUUAUUAGCAUAUGUGAUAUUCAAGCAGUUAUUUUAAUUUUGAUUACUGGAGAAGUAUUUGCUUUACUUGUUUUUAUUAUUGAAUUAUGUUGUAAUUUUAAAAAAUUAAAAUACUUUUGUAACACUUGAAUUAUAUACAGUAUGUGGAUUU
This is a messenger RNA of Centruroides sculpturatus (bark scorpion), 1649 nucleotides long. Its product is annotated as glutamate receptor 1-like. Lineage: Eukaryota; Metazoa; Arthropoda; Arachnida; Scorpiones; Buthidae. Gene Ontology annotation, cellular component: membrane. Gene Ontology annotation, molecular function: ligand-gated monoatomic ion channel activity. The record is from RefSeq and is a predicted model, not a curated record. The transcript has 5 exons. Bases 512 to 1627 code for a protein of 371 amino acids.